UUUAAGUGAACUCCCCGAACUGAAAUUAAUUAUCAACCGUUUAAUUACUGAAGUAAACGAUCUUAAAACUCAAAAAACACUGUUUAUACAUCAGAAAAUUCUGAAGAGUUCAUAAUCAACGAAAUAAGUGAGCAUAACAUGAGAGCGUCAAAUUUAAUUCUAUACAAUGUUCCAGAGUCCAAGUCAGAUAACAAAACUGAUAAAAUUGUGCAAGACUCUAAUUUGAGAGGACUUAUAAUGUUACCUGAUUUCCAAUAUGUCCUAGCACAUCCUGAUAUAUUGACUGAAUUAACUGCUAUCCGAGGAUUAUUAAGGAGACGUUAUCCAACUCUUCAAAAUGGUGCAUUAACACUUAAUUUGAUAUCCAUGAUUAAACUUUACAUGAAAGGUGUCAGAUAUAAUAUGACAGUUGAUCCAUAUGAUGAAUCAUUAGGAGUUGUAGAAAUGAAAAUUGGCCAAAUUUCAGAUGAGACUGAUCAUUUAGUAGAAAACUUAAAAACAUUGUUUAGAGACGUAAUAACAAGAGCUCCUAAGAAAAAUGAAUCAUCUCCCUUCAUAACAAGGUGUUUAGCACAAACACCGUCUUCAAGAGAGAAAUUUAACAUAGACUUAUCCCCAUACUCAAAUUCUCACGAAGAAGAGGAUUCUGAAUCUGAUUCAGAUGAAGAAGAAGAAAUAAAAAAAACACAAAGAGCUUAAAAUAUAAAAUUGUUAAAACUUUAGAAUUUUGUUAAGUGUGAAAAAUAUUUAAUAAAAAAAUAUCUAGAUAUAGUUAUCAUUUUUA
Daktulosphaira vitifoliae (grape phylloxera) is the source of this 784-nucleotide messenger RNA. RefSeq lists its product as uncharacterized. Bases 139 to 699 code for a protein of 186 amino acids. The record is from RefSeq and is a predicted model, not a curated record. The transcript is spliced from 5 exons. Lineage: Eukaryota; Metazoa; Arthropoda; Insecta; Hemiptera; Phylloxeridae.